AUGUCAGUGCUACAGGCAAUCAUGAAUCACCACCAUACCUCACCCACAAUUAUAGCAAUCCAACAGCUCCUGCGUAACAAUCUGCAAACACGCAUCAAACUAAUCUGGGUGAAAGGGCAUGUUGGCAUAGAGGGUAACGAGAUGGCCGACCAGUUAGCAAACGAGGCGGCACUCAACAACGACGCGCAAGAGGUGACAACUCCAAUCCCGACUUCGUAUUUAAAGCGAACGCUAAGAGAACUAAGCAAAGAACAGUGGCAACAGGAGUGGGAUAACUGUGAUACAGGAAGAAGGACACACAAAUGCUACCCAAUAGUAGACAACGAACGUCUCCAGGCCAUUGCACCCUUGACAUACUAUAUCACGGGGCACGGCCCAUUUCCAUCCUAUUUUCAAAGACAUGCAAUUUCGAUGACAGAUAUAUGCGUCUGCGGGGCAACUGGCUCCCCCGACCACUACAUAUUUGAAUGCAGCCUUACAUCCAACUUACACCUACCACUCCCAGCCACAAAUAUAGAAUCAUAUAAACGAUUCAUCAUUAAGCACCCACCAGCGGUCAAAAAGAUCUGCCAAAUAAUUAGGCAGGUCAACGACCUAGGGCAAGAUAUCUGCCAACCAAACUAG
Molecule: messenger RNA, 624 nt
Organism: Stegodyphus dumicola
Lineage: Eukaryota; Metazoa; Arthropoda; Arachnida; Araneae; Eresidae
Source: RefSeq, a predicted model, not a curated record